UUAGCGGCUUCUCUCGGCUGUGUGGUGAAGAGCAGAGGGGGCGGUAAGUUUGUACUGAGCCAAUAACGUGGAGGGGAGCGCAGCGUCCGGCUCAGCUGGCAGACAUUUAAAAAGGAGCCAGCCAGGCGCUGCUGCAGUUUGGAUUAAAAGCCCACCGCUGCCUCUCUUUCUUUCUCUGUCUCUGUAAGCCGUACUGGCUCUUCUCUCUCUCCUGCUGACCCCAUUUACCUUGCCCAGCCUCUUUUCUCUCCUCGGAGCCCUCCAGGAAGGCCACUUGGCUUCGCCCUCGUCGUCCCGGGACACUGACAGGAUGGCGGAUGUCUCGCGCCUCCUCUGCGCCCUGCUGAUGCUGGCCUCUGCGCUGGUGUGGCGCGCGGCGGACGCGAAGGGGAACCGCGGCUCUCAGGGCGCCAUUCCUCACCCGGCCAAGAGCAGCGCCAACGAGUCCGAGCGCCGCCGCGCAUCCUCACCUUCCUCCUCCUCCGCCACCUCCGCCUCCGCCUCCUCCGCCGAGGAGGUACUGGAGUCGAGCCAGGAGGCGCUGCACGUGACGGAGCGGCGCUACCUGAAGCGCGACUGGUGCAAGACGCAGCCGCUGAAGCAGACGCUGCACGAGGAGGGCUGCGCGAGCCUCACCAUCAUCAACCGCUUCUGCUACGGCCAGUGCAACUCCUUCUACAUCCCGCGGCACGUGCGCGCCGAGGAGGAGGGCGCUUUCCAGUCCUGCUCGUUCUGCAAGCCGCGCCGCUUCACCACCAUGACCUACACGCUCAACUGCCCCGACCUGCAGCCGCCCACCAAGAAGAAGCGCGUGCAGCGCGUCAAGCAGUGCCGCUGCAUCUCCAUAGACCUGGACUGAGAGUAGACUUGUUGGGGGUGGGGGGUCCGAACCGAAGCCAUUUCCCAGGAAACCACGGCGACGGCGCGAGCUCCAGUUUUAUUGUAACGAGGCUGAAGUCAGAUUCUUGCUCUCCAGCUUCUUGUUCGAAUUUUCUAAUUCCGCCUUAAACGCCGUAGAAGUGGGAACAGAAUAUAACUACUGCGCCGUUUAAGCUGCACCCUUUAAGGUGGAACGGAGAAAUGAAGAAGCUGACUUCAGCCUCGUUUUAAUUUUGCUGGAAAGCGGCAGAGGAGACUGACUGGGCUGUGUCUCAAAUCGACCACUCGUCCCGUGCGUAGUGAGCUAACAGGAGCUCUAAGGGUAAGAUUCACUGGAACAUUCGGGACGCUGCACCUCUGUAGCGCAAACGAGGCCACCUCUAAGACUUCAGAGUCCAAAAGCCCUGUUCCAAAGUCCACACCUAGGUGACCUAUAACUGACACACUUGUUUCAGCCACAGGUGUGUGAAUAAGUACUAACACGAACAAAAAUGGAUAAUAUAAAAAGGUUUUAGUGGAACAGCAGCUGGCUUUCCCUCCGUGACAAGACAACAAACUAAAACCAAGUUAGUAGUAAAUACAGCCUGUCAUGACUACAAUAACGGCUCAAAACACAUUUUCACCAACAGCGUCAGCGUUUCACUGAGGCUCAGAUAGCUAGCGUUAGCGAGCUAGUACACUUCACACAAUGUGAUAACCGGUGGGACUAAGUGGAUAAAUAUUAGUUUAUUCCUCACAGGAGAGACAGUUACCGUGUCAGUGAGUUGCAGCGGCCCCGUCACGCGAAAAUAAUCCCCUUACACUUCACUCUUUGUGAGAAGCCCCGCCCCUCAGCGGACACGGAGAUUUCCACGGGCUCUGCUGCUGCUAGACAGGAUAUCACCCUGCAGCCUUUAAGGCGUACCCACAGAUUAUUAUAUUAAGGCCACGAAUUACUGCACUGAGGCCAAAAUUACUAUAUUCACGCCACGAAUUAAUAUAUACGGACGCCACGAGAUAUGAGAAACGUUACUCAUGGCCUUAAUAUAGUAAAAGUGCCAUGCUUUGAUAGAAAAAUAAUCAUCUUGUCACUUUAGGGUGAGAUGAGAUGUGGCAUAUAAGGGGAAAAGGUGUGUUGGAGGGCGCGCGGGGGGUGGGGGGGUGGUCUUGUGCACUUUUACACGUUGAGGGAUGGGACACAUUUGGUUACCAUAAAACUUAUGAAUGCGGACCCAAGUGUGAACUUUGGGACACGAGGCUUCUGCUAAGUGACUGUUAACAAACAACCCAACUGCUAAGAUCCGCAUUUAUCAUUUGAGAAAGUGUAAACUGUUGAAAGACCAGCAGUGACUUGUAUAUACAUAUUAUUUUCAGAGUGGCUGGAGAUUUGGCCACCAUGUUGAAUUCAUCUGAUGUGGAUUUGUUGUUCACCGUCUCGCACGCCGGUUAGGGCACACGGAGGUUCCCUGCAUGUUAAGGCGACGACUGAAUGCUUAGUUAGUUCACUAUAGACGGAAAAGAGCGGUUAAUUUGAAGACUGGUCAGACUGAAGGCUCCUCCGCUGUCCAGCGUGUGUGUGUGUGUGUGUGUGUGAAAGCAGACCCUCUGCGGCUUUUGGUGGAGCAGGUUGCCUGUAAGCGCUCAAUCCAGCACAGAGUUUGGGAGAGUGCUGGAAAAGGGGUUUCCACCGUGUGGAAAUAUACUGACCUUUAAAAAGAGAGAAAUAAUAAGACACUUAUUUAAUUGGACCGGACGGGACGCAGGAGCAGGUAUUAUUUUAUUGUAUAGUCCGUUUGCUGUGAACGUGCUUUGGUCGCAGGAGCGAAAGGAAAUGUUGGUGUGCUAACAGAUGCUCGUUGUUAUAGAUAUUCACGAUAACCAGAAGCAUCAGAAAUGAUUUAUUACGGUUCGUUUUUCUUUUUUUAUUUGAAAUAAAGCUUUUGAUCCUGAAGUGGUACAGAACUUGUUUAUAAUGUAAGUAUCCGGGUUUAUUCUGUUUACUGUUUUUAUCCAUGUGUUGUUUUGAGUCUGUGUAAGGAGAGCGCUGCUUUCUCUCGACUGCAGGCCUCUCUAAAGUACUAAUAAAAAGGAAAAUCCCUCUGUUUUAA
This is a messenger RNA of Pygocentrus nattereri (red-bellied piranha), 2966 nucleotides long. RefSeq names its product gremlin 1b (gene grem1b). Gene Ontology annotation, molecular function: receptor ligand activity; BMP binding. The transcript has 2 exons. Gene Ontology annotation, biological process: animal organ morphogenesis. Lineage: Eukaryota; Metazoa; Chordata; Actinopteri; Characiformes; Serrasalmidae. The coding region runs from base 311 to 859 and encodes 182 amino acids. The record is from RefSeq and is a predicted model, not a curated record.